Messenger RNA from Fragaria vesca subsp. vesca, 1799 nucleotides. RefSeq lists its product as uncharacterized. The transcript has 4 exons. Lineage: Eukaryota; Viridiplantae; Streptophyta; Magnoliopsida; Rosales; Rosaceae. The record is from RefSeq and is a predicted model, not a curated record. Bases 1 to 1533 code for a protein of 510 amino acids.
AUGGACCAGGCGGAGAAACUGACGGCGUUGAAGAAGGCAUACGCCGAUAUAAUCCUCAACACGGCGAAGGAGGCGGCGGCGCGUGUAAUGGUGUCGGAGAAGAGAGCUGUUCGCCUUCAAAGGGAGAUCCUUUACACUAAAGAAGAGGCGCUUCGGAUGCUUCUCAGGCUUAAACACACCUAUGAUUCUAAGGUUGGUGAAGCAGAGAUGAAGUCCAUGAGUCAACAGGGAAAGAUUGAUGAGCUUGAAGCACAGCUCCAGGAAGCCGAGGAUAUAGUUAGUGACCUUAGGGGAGAGUUGAGUGUAGUACAGGAUCGACUGGAGAAGGCAAAAAAGAGACGAGCACUGGAGAGGCAAAAUUUAGAGGUUGAUACUGCUGUUCAAGAAAAUAUGUCACAGGAUGGACAGUGUUUUCCAGAUAUGAUUACAUCUCAACUUAAUCCUCAGGCAGAUGUGGUGGCAACUAAUGGCAAGAAGUCCAACUGGAAUAGGACAUAUGAGGGCAGCAAGUGUUACGUUGAAUCUGAUUCUCUCAAGAAUCAUAAUUGUGUUCAUGAUCCUGAUUUUGCCGCUAUAGUAAUGAGAAGUAAAGAGCCUGAUUCAUACAGAAAUGGGUGCACUCAGAGAAUCCGUGCUUUUGAAAGAUACUUGUUUGAUGAAAAGUUGUCUCUUUCUGGACUAGUUGAUGAUGCAAAGUAUGCAACAUUCAUCAGCGGAAAUGGUGAAGGCAAAGGGGUGUCUGUAACACCUACACCAAAGUUUGACGAUUUGCAUGAAGUAGAGAAAAACCUAGUAGAAUUGGAACUGAGGCAUGCGGAUGCAAGCCAUAGAAGAGAAAAGGAGCAGCCAGAAAUAGAAGUACCUGCAAUUUUGUCCUCCUGCAGGAAGAGAAAAAGAACUGCCAGAAAUAGAAGUGCAUCUCCUUUAUCCACAUAUCUUGGCCAUCUUCCUCAUCAGUUCACGGAAAUGCGCCAAGUUUCUGGUUUAUCGUGCUGCACUACUUCUCCUAACUCAGCCAAUAACAAUGGUUUUACAGUUAUUUCUGCCAAGAGAUGUGAUGAUGAAGUAACAGCAUCUGUUUCAAGCCCAAAGGCAACUUCAAAUACAACGGAAAUGAGCUCAGAUUCAGCCAUUGAUAUGGUUACUGAUAGUGAUGUACAAUUGACUAGACCCUGGACUGUUCAGAAAGAGACCAAUAUUGAUAAGUCGUUGACUGAAAAAACUGAAUUGACCAGACAAGAAUGGUCUUCUGCAGAAAGUUUGGAGGUUCUGGCUUGCAAUACAGAUCUUCAGAAAGUUGAAUCAGUUUUGGAAGCAUCUCAUAUAGAUGACCUGGUGGCUAGUCAACCUGAAAGCAAUAAGAUUCUGAAAUAUACAUUCCACAGAAAGUGUAAGAAGGAUAGCUUGAGCAUGCCUGAAAGCAACUCCCAGUAUGGGACUUUGGAGGGAAAUACAAGUGAGACAAUAAUUGGUCCUCUGCAUCCAGAGCAGUCGACCUUGAUGCUUGAAUCGACUCGGGAUAGUGACGACUAGGACUGGUUGUUCAUCAGCUUAUCUCUCCCUCGGAGAGGAAUUGAAACCAGUGCCUCGGCUUUCUGAAUUCAAUGAUGAAUAUUAUUGAGGGAGAGAAAAUCAAAAGAUAUAGUGACAUUAUUGAGGAACAACUAGAUUCUUGAGUUUACUUAUAUGGGAAUUAUGUAUAGUAUAGAAAUUGAAGUCACAAUAUUGUGACAUUUUACUUCUCUGUAAUAUCUUGCAUUAUAAACUUUAGUAAAUGAUAAAUUGCAAUUUUCAUUGGA